Molecule: messenger RNA, 618 nt
Organism: Ostertagia ostertagi
Lineage: Eukaryota; Metazoa; Nematoda; Chromadorea; Rhabditida; Trichostrongylidae
Source: the annotation of a GenBank genome assembly
GCUAGCUCAUAUUAUAGCAUAGUAUUCAGAUACCAGGAUGUUCCGUGUCAGGACCAAAGCCGCGUUGUCAUUACUUGGCCAGGAGCAGCUAUCGACUACAUUCAUGCUAAUUACGUGGGAACUCCUUUAUCGGACAAAAGGUUCAUCUGCACACAGGUGUUCCGUUUAUUCAUUCAUUCACUUCAGGGACCACUAGAUGGAACGAUUACUGAGUUCUGGCAAAUGGUGUUACAAGAAGAGUCUCAGACAAUCGUGAUGCUCUGUAAUUGCAUUGAACUGGAGUUGCUGUCAAGAGUGCGUGGAACGAAUAAACCCAUAAUUGUACAUUGCUCAGCUGGAAUCGGAAGAACAGGAACAGUUGUCGCCAUUGAAUACAUUCUCGAGCGAAUGCAGGCCGGAGUUGAAUGUGCAGCAAUGAAUGAUUUGCUGAAAGAAUUACGUAAUCAACGAGCUUACACUAUUCAGAAUGAUCUACAGUACCUGUUCAUUCAUCGCGUUAUGCUGUGCUACUUCCUUGAGAAGCAUAGGCAAAGAUAUGAAUCGUUAUUAACUGAAGAAGUCCAAGCCAAAUACAAGAAGUUCGUCGAGGAUUAUAACCAAGCAACAGGCACCAAUUAA